Nerophis lumbriciformis (worm pipefish) is the source of this 4934-nucleotide messenger RNA. RefSeq names its product neurocan core protein-like. Gene Ontology annotation, molecular function: hyaluronic acid binding; calcium ion binding. NCBI's taxonomy places the organism in Eukaryota, Metazoa, Chordata, Actinopteri, Syngnathiformes, Syngnathidae. Gene Ontology annotation, biological process: central nervous system development; glial cell differentiation; skeletal system development. Gene Ontology annotation, cellular component: synapse; perineuronal net. The record is from RefSeq and is a predicted model, not a curated record.
CCUGCUAGCUAGCUUAAAUGAGCCGCCUAUUCUGGUAAUCAGACUUCAAAUGUGACUUUUACCACAGUGAUAGUUUUUCUCUAAAAAAGAUACGAUUGGGGAAGUUUGGAGAUCGUUUUUUUCCAACGGGGAAGCUACAUGUGUCUAUCACGUCAAUGAGCUUUUUUUUCCAAGACAAAGAAAGGCUCGUGAGGAGAGAAAAAGGAACAUUUACACAGAAAGUAACAUGAGAGCUUGUGGAGCACCUUAAGGUGGCCGGCGCGCACCCAUCACGCACGGAGCUGAAGGAUGAAGCGCCUGUCGGCCGCUAACUAAAGUCGGGCUGCAGUAAAGAGCGAUAAAAAGGGGUGGAGGGGGAGGUCCUACUCCUGCAAAGUGCUGUUUCACGGCCGCUCUACCGUGCUUGUGCCGCACCUGCACUCCGGUGCUAAAGCUUUUUUUCCCCUCCGUGCACAUUCCAGUGGAUUGCAUCUGUGCUUUGUCGCUUGAGUGAAGAACAUCGAGCUGGGAUUUCUGUCUGGUAUAAGUCAAGUCCUCAGUUGACAAAGGAUCUGGGCUCUUUUCUUCCAGACUUGGUCCAAGAUGGUGCGUCCUCUGUGUCUGGCCGGGCGACACAUCUUCUUGACUCUCGUGUUGCUGCACUGUUUUGGCUUAGGUGCAUCUUCCACUAUAGUUAACAUGCGUAGGAUGACCCAUCCUACUGUACAGCAGCCACUGGCAGGUGAAGCCGUCCUCCCCUGUGUCUUCACCCUGCGGGCCAACUCAUCCAGUCAGCCUGUCCGCCUUCUGUGGACUCUCGUCAGGCUUCCAGCGGGCGGACAGAGCGCCCCUUUGGAGCACAUUGUGCUGACUGCCGAAGGUGAUGUAAUCAAGGUGAAUAAGGCUUUCAGUGGCCGGGUCAGACUGCCAGUAUACGCUGCCAAUCCUCUCAACGCUACCAUGGAGAUUUCUAGUCUCCGUACCAACGACUCAGGCACUUACCACUGUCAGGUUGUCAUGGGCGACGACUACGAGCAACAUGCCGUGCCCCUGACGGUCUAUGGUGUGGUGUUUCACUACCAGGCACAGAGCGCCCGUUAUGCCCUCUCCUUUGCAGAUGCCCAGCGAGUCUGCCAGGAGAACUCUGCUCAGGUGGCCACAUCAGCCCAGAUGUGGGCUGCAUUCUACGACGGCUUUGCCAGCUGUGCGGCCGGCUGGUUGGACGAUCAGACUGUCCGCUAUUCUGUCCAGUCUGCUGAGCUUGACUGUUCUGGACAUAAGGAAUACUUUGCUGGAGUGAGGAACUAUGGGAAAAGGGACCCAAAAGAGUUGUUUGAUGUGUACUGUUUUGCAAAAGAACUGGAUGGUGAGGUAUUUCACGCCUCGGUCCCUGGCAGGUUGUCGCUGUCUUCUGCCUCAGAUCGUUGUGUGUCCCUGGGUGGUCAGCUGGCAACAGUGGGGCAGCUUUAUCUGGCCUGGAGGGCUGGCCUGGAUAGCUGUGCCCCAGGUUGGCUCUCUGACGGCAGUGUACGUUACCCGGUCAGCCGGUCUCGGCAGGACUGUGGAGGGAGCAAAGCUGGGGUCCGCAGCGUGACGCCCAACGUCACCAGUGACAACGCCACGGCCCUGUAUGAUGCAUACUGCUACAGAGGUAAAGUGAAGAGCACCGACACCAUCUCACAGAUCUACAGUUCCCUGUGGAAGCCAUGGAGCUACCUCACGCGCCCAAGUACUGAAUCCACAAGGUCACAGAGUCCAGAGCUGUCAAGUCCGCCACCAACUCCCAAAGGAUCCACAAACAAGCACUCUUCAUCUAACUGGACUGGACUAGUGGACCUUGAUGAGGAGGAUUCCCUUCACGGUGUCAACGCUUCGUCAGACCCAUGGUCCUCAGACGCAUCGGAUUCUUACGUGACUCUUCAAGUGGUCCUGGGUCAAAGCGUCGACUGGGGGGAACCAUUUGAGCCCGACUCUCCUGAGUUCCUCCGACCCCCUGUGGCCCCAACGCCUGCUGAGAAGAAGGUGAUCUCUGGGAUUGUCAAAUCCUUCUGGAAGCCUUGGAACUACAUGUUGGGAACUGGUGACGAUGAGGAGACCGAAACAGGAACCCAAAAAGGGCCCACGAGCGAAAAAGCGACAAAAAAAAAGGAUGAAGGGAAUUUGUCCAGUACAACAUCACCAGGUUUCUUCUCGAUGGGAAGUUCAGCAUCCACUGAUCCCUUAAGGAAGAACACAACCCUAUCAAAUGAAGAACCAGCAACCCAUUUGGUGUCUUCUCCUGCUUCUAAUAAUUCUGUGACAACAGCAGGAACCACCAUUGUGGGGACACCAGACCCACAUCCCUCCACCACUUCCAACCCAGCCCCUGAAACAACAUCAUCUGGCAUGGAAACCGUGUGGGUCCGUGUGAACGCUAAGACCACCACCCAGUCCAGUGAGAAGAAGGAGACCACGGCGAGCUCUCAAUCCACUUCUAGAGGAGGCCGAGGCCGAGGCCGAGGGAAGAAGAACAAAGGGGAGGAGAGAAGCAGAGAAGAAAAGAGCAAAGGGGAAGAUGAAGGAAGCGGUGAGAUUACUGCUGCAGAGGCCAAAGGGGAGAUACAAGUUUCCCGACGGCCAGUUGGAACCAGUAGACCAAGGGAAAGAUCCAGGUCAAGAGAAAGGGGUCACAGGAAAGGACAUACCACCACCACAAUCAUCAGCACCACCACGAUGGCUGCCAGCACUUCUGAGCCCACAGUGAUGUCCACAACUAGGGAGGAGAAUGUUGCUUUUACCAAUACAUCCUCCACCAUCGUGCCCACUGAGACCCAACCCCUGUCUGACCAACCAGACUUGAAUGCCUCAUCUUCAUCAUCCUCACCAUCACCACUUGUCACAUCAUCCACCUCUCCUUCCUUACCUCCAUCCCCAUCCCUGUCGGAUACAUCUCUUUCCCCUUCAGCACCAUCCUCUUCCCUGCCUCCAUCCCCUUCUCCAACAACUCCUUCUCCAUCUCCUCCCUCCUCGGACAACAGCAACAACACUUCCCAAACAUCGCUGGAAUGGGUUCCAGUCCAGAGAGUGACGGUCCUGAACGUCUCUCUGGAAUCUCCUCCCGUAGAGGAGGAACCCGCCUGGUCUCAAACGGUGGGCUCGGGGUCCCUGUUACCCGGCAACAUGGAGGAGGAGAGCAACAGAUUUAACGUCAGCAAUGUCACUCCGGUUCCAGCUGUGGAUUCCUGCGUGACAAACCCGUGUCUGCAUGGAGGAAAGUGCCUUCCUCAGGGAACAGGCUACAGCUGCUACUGCCCACAAGGGUAUGCGGGGGAGAACUGUGAGAUUGACGUUGACGACUGCCAGUCAGAACCAUGUGAAAAUGGAGGCACCUGCAUCGACAAGAUUGACUCCUUCCUCUGCCUGUGCCUGCCCAGCUAUGGAGGAGACGCAUGCGAGAAAGACAUAGAGGGUUGUGAUCAUGGCUGGAGGAAGUUCCAUGGCCAUUGCUACAGGUACUUCACCCACAGACACACAUGGGAGGAUGCAGAGAAAGACUGCAGAGAGCACAGCGCCCACCUGAGCAGCAUCACCACUGCCAAUGAACAGGAGUUUAUUAACGGUCUGGAUCAUGACAACGCCUGGGUAGGUCUGAAUGACCGCACUGUAGAAGACGACUUUCAAUGGACAGAUGGCAGCGAACUGGUAUAUGAGAACUGGCGGGAGAGCCAGCCAGAUAACUUCUUUGCGGGAGGUGAGGACUGUGUGGUGACCAUAGCUCAUGAGGAUGGCAAAUGGAACGACGUGCCCUGCAACUACAAUCUGCCCUACAUCUGCAAGAAGGGAACAGUGCUGUGUGGGACGCCACCUGCUGUGGAAAACGCCCAUUUGGUAGGUCGUCGGCGGUCACACUAUGACAUCCAUGCCGUGGUCCGUUACCAGUGCUCGGAGGGCUUCUACCAACGCCACAUUCCCACUGCACGCUGCAGGGCGGAUGGAAGCUGGGAGCGACCCAGGAUCAUCUGCACAAAAUCCCGCCGCUCGCACCGAUACCGGCGCCAUCAUCACAACCAGCGGCGCGACCGUCGAGGCCACAGGAGACACGGCGAGGGCCACAGGGGUCGCGAGGACACACGCAGCUACAACUGAACCAAAUAACACCACGCCUGUAAAAGCCAAGGCGCUACCGAGGCGCUCGUUCUGCAAAACAACACAACACGUCUCCUUUUUACGCUUCUAACUGACACAUAGUUGAUCUCGUUAUUAACCGCUCCAACUUUGGCUGUUUUGAUGCUUCAUUUUCACCUUUUUCUUUAGCAACGCCAACACUAACUGCUACACUAGAGCUCACGCUCCCUGACCUUUCUGUACAGUAACCCCCCGCACCCCUAGUUAUUACCUUGAGUGGCGACAUUGUGCGCAUAUAAGAGAGAACCCUUUUUGUUGUUGUUUGUGUGAUAUGACAAAGACUCAUUAGUAUUCUGUUUACAAAACACGCACACCGUCCUCGCAAGCUCGCCUUCAGUUUCCUUCUUUGUACAUACCGGUACGCUGCAGCAUAACUGAUACAUUUCAUCUAACUGACCUGCUUUUUCUAAUAUUUGCUCGCUUUUGUGUCAUGUUCUAUUUAUUACUAGCAAUGUUUUUUGUUUUUUUUACUUAUUUGGCGUAACACCAUUUUUCUAACACAAUCAGCCAGUAAUCGUUUCUAAUCGGAGUAUUAUUGUGGUGUUUACUGGCUGAUGUGGAAUCAAUAAAUAGCUGGACCUUGUCCAAUCGAAUAAAGCGCUCUCAAAGUGCCAUUGACCACUCGACUGAUUGAUCAUACUCCCUUCAGUCAUUGCAUGGGCAGAUUUACUAGAAUGUGCCGAUUUUUUUGUCUUUGAUAUUUGAAGUCAUCCACCUUUGUUGGUGUUUUUAUGACUUUUUUGUCCUGCUGUUGUGUUUCAUUCUUAUUAAAGAUAGAAAAUUGUACAGCA